Zalophus californianus (California sea lion) is the source of this 838-nucleotide messenger RNA. It is a transcript of the gene LCN6, whose product is annotated as lipocalin 6. NCBI's taxonomy places the organism in Eukaryota, Metazoa, Chordata, Mammalia, Carnivora, Otariidae. Gene Ontology annotation, molecular function: small molecule binding. The record is from RefSeq and is a predicted model, not a curated record. The coding region runs from base 1 to 543 and encodes 180 amino acids. The transcript is spliced from 7 exons.
AUGCGGGCUGUCCUGCGGGCUGUCCUGCUGGCUCUGGUCUCAGUGCCUAGGACCCAGGCAGUGUGGCUGGGGAGGCUGGACCCUAAGCCGCUUCUGGGGUCCUGGUAUGUUCUUGCCGUGGCCUCAGGUGAGAAGGGCUUUGCGUUGGAGAAGGCCACGAAGAACGUCGAGGGCGUCAUGGUGACCCUUACUCCAGAAAACAACCUGAAAAUGUUGUCCUCCAGGCACAGGCUGGAGAGGUGUUACGUGAACGUGGUGGAGCUGCUGAGACAGAGCUCUGGAUGGGUGUUUGAGAACCCCUCCCUGGGAGUGUUGGACUACCGCGUGCUGGGCACCAACUUCAGGGACUACGCCAUUGUGUUCACGCAGCUGGAGUUCAAGGACGAGGCGUUCAACACCGUGGAGCUGUAUAGCCGGACGGAGCUGGCCAGCCAGGAGGCCCUGCGCCUCUUUGCUAGGUGGAGCAAGGGCCUGGGCUUCCUGUCUCAGCAGCAGGCCACGCUGCUGCCGGACCUCACCUGUGCGCACAAGGCUUUCCAGUGAAUGCAUCGACCUCCAGGUGGGACUGUGCCCGCCGAGUCCUGUGAGGCUGGCCAGGCGCUGGCCUCCUUGCUCAGCCGCCUGGGAGCUUGGUGUGGGGCGGGCUGCUCUCAGGACUCACGGCAGUUCCAAAUAAAACGAUCCCACAAGGCCCUACAGAUGCCUCUCACCUGUGUGCCGAGGGCGGACGGCAAUGUCAGACGGGGCGCUGCCCUCUCGGGGCUCCGGUCGGUGCAGGGGGAGGAGGUGGGCGUGGGGCUCACCGAGGGCUGGGCCAUACAGCCCAGAACCAGCUCUG